AUGGAUCAGACGAAUCUGUGGGAGAGGACGCCCGAGUAUGGGCCAGGACCGGGCCCCUAUCCCAAUGUCCUCGAUAUUCCUACUCCCCCGCUGCAGGCCGCGGCGGUGUUCAUCAUGUUUGUUCUUCCUGGCAUCGCGGUCAUCAUUUUCGCUCUGCGAGUGUAUACUCGUGUCACGAUGAGGACGUUGGGCGUUGAUGAUUAUCUUUGUGGUUUGGCACUCGUCUCGGCCAUCCUUGUCUCAUCAACUCUAUUUAUGUUCUUUAAGCUUAACUACUAUGGAUGGGAAGACGAAAAGGUCCCGGACUACGAUCCGUCUGCCGGCCUAUGGUGGAACUUCUUCGAGCAGCUUUGCUAUAACCCCGUGCUGGCACUCGUGAAGUGUUCCAUUCUUGUUUUCCUGCUUCGACUGGGAGGAAUCAACGAUACUGUAUUCAAAGUCAUCUGGGGUCUUAUGAUCUUCACCAUCCUCCACGCCAUCGCCGUCUUCUUUGGCGCGCUCUUCCAAUGCGUACCGAUUGCAACGAACUGGCAUCCCGAGUUGAGGAAGGACCCCAAUACGAGGUGUAUCGACAACAGCUUUCACAUUAUCCAGUCCAGCAUCACAAUUGCCACUGAUGUGGCUAUCUUAGCACUGCCCUUUUGGAUUUUUCUCGGUCUUCGAAUGGCCAAGGGUGCAAAGAUUGCCGUGCUUGGAGUGUUCCUUGUCGGUGCAUUCGUACCAAUCGUUGCCAUCAUUCGAAUCGUCAACAUCUACCGACUCCUCUAUCUAGGAGAGAAAACAAGGCACUACAACAUCGCUUACGUCUGGACUGCCGUGGAGGUCAACCUCGCUGUCAUCUCUUGUUCCAUGCCCGCCCUCCGCCCACUGUUCAGCCGCUGGUACCCAAAGCUCUUCGGCACAGAUUCGGGUGGCAAGUCAAACAGCACGCCCUAUGACAACUCCCUCGGGCAGACGUCCAGGGCCACGGCCCAGAACAACAGGUCCAACGUCAGGGACAGCAGCCACUACGCCCUCAAGGACCUCCACCCCGCCAGAAAGCACAACCAGCAUACCGAGAUCCGCGGCAUCUCACCGUCCGGCUCGGAGGAGGAGAUUAUGACCUACAACGGCAUCUUGCGGACUACCAACGUCGCAGUCCAGUACGAGGAUACCAAGAAGAGCGAUAACGACUCACAUGUGUCAAGCGAUAUCGCGGGAGUUACGGCCGGUCAUGAAAACAAGCACUCGGAAAGAGAGUUUUGA
Clonostachys solani is the source of this 1245-nucleotide messenger RNA. NCBI's taxonomy places the organism in Eukaryota, Fungi, Ascomycota, Sordariomycetes, Hypocreales, Bionectriaceae. The record is from the annotation of a GenBank genome assembly.